GGAGGCGCGCAGAGUGCAAAGUGGAGACGAGAGGAGGGAGGACCGCGAGGGAGGCCCCGCCCCCGCCUCUGAGAGCCGGCUCCUUGCCGCCUCCAAACCCGCUCACUUUGCCUCUCGCUUCUGGACGGCCGCGGGGCGGCUGCUGAGCCACGGUUCUAGAGAGCGCCGGGGACUGGGGAGCGAUCCCACACCGGAGCCUUUUUGCUGCACCUGCGCCCCUCAGAGGGAACGGCAUCGCAACCUUGUAGAGGCACCCCAGCUUCGGAGGGGUCAUCCCCUGGGCGCGAGGGACUGUGGCACUGACACAGCCUCCUUCUCUGCCAGUGGGGCGCAGCGCUGGCUCCGGAGGGGACUCCUUGGCUACCCACAAGUACCGUCACGCGGAGGGCGGGUAGCUAGCAGCGAGGCUGGACUGCUAAGGAGGUUAGAACUCGGAGGGGCUUCCGGGUCAGGGCAAGGCAAGAGCGAAGCCCCGAGGGAGAGGGGCCUGAGAGCCCCGACAGUGCGCUCUCCGGGCUACAAACAGCAGACAGCCCCCGUGCGGCGGCCGGGGGGCGGCGGCAGUGCCUCUGGGCCGAGGGGCCCCGGGGCGGCCAGCCAUGACCUUCGGGCGCAGCAGGACCUCCUCGGUGGUGUUGAACGUGGGUGGCGCCCGCUACUCACUGUCCCGGGAGCUGCUGAAGGACUUCCCGCUGCGCCGCGUGAGCCGUCUGCACGGCUGCCGCUCAGAGCGCGACGUGCUCGAGGUGUGCGACGAUUACGACCGUGAGCGCAACGAGUACUUCUUCGACAGGCACUCUGAGGCCUUCGGCUUCAUCCUGCUCUACGUGCGCGGCCACGGCAAGCUCCGCUUCGCGCCGCGGAUGUGCGAGCUGUCCUUCUACAACGAAAUGAUCUACUGGGGUCUGGAAGGUGCCCACCUCGAAUACUGCUGCCAGCGCCGCCUCGACGACCGCAUGUCCGACACCUACACCUUCUACUCGGCAGACGAGCUGGGCCGCGACGAGACGAGACCCAGCGGCGCCGAGGCAGCCCCCUCCAGACGCUGGCUGGAGCGCAUGCGGCGGACCUUCGAGGAGCCCACGUCGUCGCUGGCAGCGCAAAUCCUGGCCAGCGUGUCGGUGGUGUUCGUGAUCGUGUCCAUGGUGGUGCUGUGCGCCAGCACGCUGCCAGACUGGCGCGCGGCGGCCGCCGAUAACCGCAGCUUGGAUGACCGGAGCAGGUACUCUGCCGGCCCUGGGAGGGAGCCCUCCGGGAUAAUUGAAGCUAUCUGCAUAGGCUGGUUCACUGCAGAGUGCAUCGUGAGGUUCAUCGUCUCCAAAAACAAGUGUGAGUUUGUCAAGAGACCCCUGAACAUCAUUGAUUUACUGGCAAUCACACCGUAUUACAUCUCCGUGUUAAUGACAGUGUUUACAGGCGAGAACUCUCAACUCCAGAGGGCUGGAGUCACCUUGAGGGUGCUUAGAAUGAUGAGGAUUUUUUGGGUGAUUAAGCUUGCCCGUCACUUCAUUGGUCUUCAGACACUGGGUUUGACUCUCAAAAGAUGUUACCGAGAGAUGGUUAUGUUACUUGUCUUCAUUUGUGUUGCCAUGGCAAUCUUUAGUGCACUUUCUCAGCUUCUUGAACAUGGGUUGGACCUGGAAACAUCCAACAAGGACUUCGCCAGCAUCCCCGCUGCCUGCUGGUGGGUGAUUAUCUCUAUGACUACAGUUGGCUAUGGAGAUAUGUAUCCUAUCACAGUGCCUGGAAGAAUUCUUGGAGGAGUUUGUGUUGUCAGUGGAAUUGUUCUAUUGGCAUUACCUAUCACUUUUAUAUACCAUAGCUUUGUGCAAUGUUAUCAUGAGCUUAAGUUUAGAUCAGCUAGGUAUAGUAGGAGCCUCUCCACUGAGUUCCUGAAUUAAUGCAUUGCAAAUCAACUCUUGCAUUCACUCCAUUUGGUAAAAAGA
This is a messenger RNA of Orycteropus afer afer, 1946 nucleotides long. The record is from RefSeq and is a predicted model, not a curated record. NCBI's taxonomy places the organism in Eukaryota, Metazoa, Chordata, Mammalia, Tubulidentata, Orycteropodidae.